UAUAAAAAAUUUUUAAAAAGGAUGGAAGGUGAUUCUGGAAAUGAUGAUUUAUCUGGAAGUAGUGGAGGACUUGGUGGAUCAAGGGAUUCGGAUACCAGGGAGCAGGAUAAAUAUCUUCCAAUAGCAAAUAUUAUAAGGAUUAUGAAGAAGUCAUUACCAAAUAAUGCAAAGGUUGCAAAGGAUGCCAAGGAUACAGUACAAGACUGUGUCAGUGAAUUUAUAAGCUUUAUAACAAGUGAAGCCAGUGAAAUAUGUCAACAGGAGAAGAGAAAGACGAUCAAUGGUGAAGAUGUUAUUGCUGCCAUGACCACACUUGGUUUCGAACGCUACAUUGAACCAUUGAAGUUGUACCUCACAAGAUAUAGAGAGAAUGAAAAGAAGGAGGCUAUGAACGCCAAGAAAUCACCAAGUAAGAAGAAAGAAAGCAUUGAUAUGACUUCGCCACCAACAUCACCUCGAGGUCUAGAGUCCUCCUCUUCAUCUUCCAACCCAAUCCAACUACAACAACAACAGCAACAAGAUCAAUUACAACCAAUAUACUCUUUCCAGGAUGCUGGAACUGGUGUUCCAUUCCCAUCCUCAUCAUCAACUACUACUACCACAACUACCACAACAACUACUACAACAUCUCCAUCUUCAAUGUCUAGUCUAUCGUCUGAUAACAUUGGUGGUAAUAUAUAUUUACAUCAACAACAACAAGUCAAUGAAACAACAUUUGAUCCAAACUCAUUCGAAAGCUACGGUCGAGCUGAUCAACAACAACAAGGC
Molecule: messenger RNA, 768 nt
Organism: Acytostelium subglobosum LB1
Lineage: Eukaryota; Evosea; Eumycetozoa; Acytosteliales; Acytosteliaceae
Exons: 1
Biological process (GO): regulation of transcription by RNA polymerase II
Cellular component (GO): CCAAT-binding factor complex
Molecular function (GO): DNA-binding transcription activator activity, RNA polymerase II-specific; RNA polymerase II cis-regulatory region sequence-specific DNA binding; protein heterodimerization activity
Source: RefSeq, a predicted model, not a curated record